AUCAGAAAACUCUAAGCAUGAGUGUCAAAGUAGUCAUCAGAGUGAGGCCCUUGAGCCAAAGAGAGAAAGAUAGAGGCUGCACAAGUUGUAUUGCAAUGGAUGGACCUUGCACUUUGAUCUAUGAUGUAGCCACACAAAGAACCUUUACCUUUACCUUUGACUACUCGUUCUGGUCAUCCAAUGGAUUUGAAGAAGAAGAUGAUGGCCUUCUUGUUCCAUCCGAAUCUUAUUAUGGCGACCAACAUAAAGUUUAUGACCAAAUCGGAGCUGACUUCUUUGAGGAUGCCUGGAGUGGAUAUCAUAGUUUCUUACUGGCUUAUGGCCAAACAGAUAGUGGGAAAAGUUACUCCCUGAUGGGAUAUGGGUCGAAUCAAGGGAUCAUCGCGAGAUUUGUCCUAGAAAUGUUUCAGAAAAUUGAUGAAACUACCACACAAGACAGAUGGUAUAAGGUUAGCAUGAUCAUGUUAGAAAUUUACAAAGAGCUUAUCCAAGAUUUAUUAGUCGACUAUAAAUCGGUCCCUGCUAGGGGUCUCAAAGUGAGGGAAUCUAAGAAGUUAGGAAUUUAUAUUCAGAAUUUAUCAAAGCACUCAGUUAUACGUUCUGAAGAUCUGUUCAAAUUUCUCGAAGAGGAAAACAACAAUAAGUGAAUAAUGGCAACUUAUAUGGGACAAUCUUCUUCCAGGAAACAAACAAUCAUUAUAUUUUCAUCAAAUCAGUUUGAGAUCAUUGAUGGGACUACAACUGAAACAUAUUCUGACACCAAAUUCGUUGAAAUGGCUGGUUCAGAGAGACCAAGAACGCCUAAUGCAACAGCGAAUUGGCUCAGGGAAUGAAGAAAUAUCAACCAAAUGUUUGGCUUUCCUUGGUCUUAUUAUUACAAUUCUUGCUGACAAGGCAAAUAUGAGAAGUACAAACUCAAUAGUACCUUGUAGAGAUUCUGUUCUCACCAGA
Messenger RNA from Moneuplotes crassus, 951 nucleotides. NCBI's taxonomy places the organism in Eukaryota, Ciliophora, Spirotrichea, Euplotida, Euplotidae. The record is from the annotation of a GenBank genome assembly.